AAUCUGUUAUCUGACGUCUUCCGUAAAGUUUAAAGUGAUAUUAUCCUGCUCCUAAUAUCUAUCAUCAAAGCAGUGAAAAAUAAAUAAAAUAGUAUUUUGAAUGUUUUUUUUUAGUUUUCAGAAAUAAGGUAGAUACUUGCUGCAUGCGAAAUAGUAGAAUGUUUUGAACAUAAAAAAAAUGGAGAGUAUGUUUAUGAAGCCCGUGCAGCCGCACGUAUUCAAAGCUUUAAAAGAUGUAGAUGUGGAAACACUAACAAAGUGUUCAUCAGAAGAAAUAAGACCUAUCAUACCAUGUCUUGUAAGAAUGGCUCUAAUUUCACCAUUAGAUGUAACGAGAUACUGUGCUGAAGCUAAAAAAGAUAUACUAACAUUAUUAUCUGGUAUUGACUUAGUCAACUUUAUAGUUUCAUUACUUUCUAUUGAAUUUCAUGCUUUAGAAGUGGAUCUUAAAAAAGAACAACAAAUGAGGCAAAAAAAUGGCUCUCAAAAUACAGAAUCAUUUUUAAUACAAAACAUUGUGAAUGGAAUAGCAAAUGAUUUUGAACAGUCAGAUUCAGCAAGAAGAGUCAGGCUCGUUUUGUCUGAAUUAUUACAAAUGCAAGCACAGUUAACUGAAUACAACCAAAAUCGCAGUUCUAAUACAGAAUGUUCUGUUAAACCUUCAGAGCUAUUUGAUAAUGAUGUCUACCUUGAAGAAAUUACAGAUGUAAUUUGUAUAAGUCUUGCUGAGUUACCAAAUUUAUUGAAUAUUUGUGAUAUAGUUGAGGUUCUACUUUAUGUUAACAAAGGCCCAACAAUUAUAUCAUGGGUGGUUGCAAAUAUGCCAGAUACAUUACAAGAUGUUGCUGAAUCACUUGUUAUGAACGCUGAAAGGGGUGAAGAGGGUGGUAUCAGAGCAAAAGCUCUUUCAAUUUUAUGUGCAAUGUGCCCAUAUAUGGCAGCAUCUAUUCGGUCAAAAGCAGCAUCUGCAUCCCGUUUACCAUCACUCCUUAUUAAUCUUACUCUGACCCAUCAUCAAGAUGAUCUGGUAUCAUUUAUGUCAAGCCUUUUAUUGGGAUCAGAUCAAAGUACAAGAUCAUGGUUUGCACCAUUUUUGCGCAAUUCUCAUAAAAGAGGAAAAGGGGAUGGUCAUUCUGCUCUUAUAAAGCUUAGACAGGAAUUACUAAAUAGACUGAAAGAUGCAUCAGCGGGAGUAGAUGCCUCUGCUCUCUUACGUCUUUAUUGUGCUCUGCGUGGUAUUGCUGGAAUCAAAUUUCAGGAUGAUGAAAUUUCAGGAUUAUUGAGACUUGUAACACAAAAACCACCACCAACAGCAGCUGGUGUAAGAUUUGUAUCAUUAAGUCUCUGUAUGAUACUAGCCUGUCCAUCCCUUAUGGCUGCACCAGAACACGAGAAGAAAGCUAUAGAAUGGGUUCAAUGGUUAGUUAAAGAGGAAGCAUAUUUUGAGAGCAACUCUGGUUUCACUGCAUCAUUUGGUGAAAUGCUUCUCUUGAUUGCAAUCCACUUUCACUCUGGCCAAUUAGCUGCUGUGGGUGAACUUGUGUGUGCCACUUUAGGAAUGCGAGUGCCUGUGCGCCCUAAUGGUCUAACGCGCAUUAAACAGGCCUUUACUCAGGAAAUAUUUACAGAACAGGUUGUAACGGCUCACGCUGUUAAAGUUCCGGUAACUGCUAAUCUCAACAGCAAUAUUGUGGGUUACUUACCAGUUCAUUGCAUUCAUCAGCUAUUGAAAUCGAGAGCAUUUUCAAAACAUAAGGUGCCUAUAAAGAACUGGAUAUACCGUCAAAUCUGCAACUGUUCUGCACCUUUACAUCCAGUUAUGCCUGCUCUUGUAGAAGUUUAUGUGAAUUCAAUUUUAGUUGUUAAUAACAAGGGAUCAAAUGAGUACUUCAACCAACCUAUAACUGAAGAAGAGAUAAAAAGAGUAUUUAGAAACUCUAUUUUUGGAGUUAACUUUGAUGCACAAAAUAAAUCCUUUACUGGUAUGGAAAUUGACGGCGAGACAUCGGUAGAAAUAAACAUCGAAAAGCCAACUUUAGCUUCGCAAUUACUUCUCAUUUACUAUCUUUUACUUUAUGAAGACGUAAGAUUAGCUAAUGCAGCUAUGCUAAUUGCCAAUGGACGAAAAAUUAAAAGUUAUUCCACUGCGUUUCUUUCCGAGUUGCCAAUUAAAUAUUUGUUACAUCAAGCCCAAAAGGAUCAAUUAAGCUAUGGUGGCCUUUUCAGUCCUCUUUUACGUUUAUUAGCGACUCAUUUCCCUCAGCUUUCACUAGUAGAUGAUUGGAUGGAUGAUCAAGUAUUUGGUGACUCGUGUCGCCACCAAAUUAACAUUAGUUUAUCUGAAGAAUUUAUAAACGAAGCAUUUGAAAGCAUUGAAGUAAAUCCCUAUAAAACGGGAAAAAUUUUAAAAGCUAUGCUUAGUAAAAAUCCGACUGAGAUUUGGCCAUUUGCCGAAAUAUUUGUUAAACAUGUUAAAAGCGUUUUAGGCGAAGAAGUACCGCGGCAUAUUCAAGAACUUUACAGGGAAGUAUGGCUUCGACUUAAUACCGUUUUACCUCGAUGCCUUUGGAUACUCACGAUCAAUGCUCUCUUGGACAUAAAUAGUAACGCUAAGACAGUAACCGUUACACAAGAAAAUGUAUUAGUUGAUCCGCUUCAAGUUUUACGCUGCGAUAUCAGAGUGUUCAGAUGUGGUCCAAUUUUAAAAAUCAUUUUAAGAAUAUUAGAAGCUAGUUUGGCAGCCUCCAGGUGUCAACUUAGUCGGCAUUUGCUGGAUAAACCACUUCUAGAAAAAAGUGGACAACUAACAUCUGAUUCAGAAAGAGAAGAACUAAAAAACGCUUUAGUAGCCGCGCAAGAAAGUGCUGCCCUUCAAAUUUUAUUAGAAGCAUGUCUGGAGACAACUGAAGAUCAAUCAAAACCUGAAUUGAUGUGGUCGUUAAGGGAGGUCAGAAGUAUCAUAUGCUCUUUCCUCCACCAAAUAUUUAUUUCAGAACCAUCAUUAGCGAAACUUGUACAUUUUCAGGGGUACCCAAAAGAAUUGUUACCUAUUACGGUACAAGGUAUACCUUCAAUGCAUAUUUGUCUAGAUUUUAUACCAGAACUCUUGAGCCAAGCAUCUCUCGAAAAGCAAAUUUUCGCAGUCGAUUUAGUUUCACAUUUGUCUAUACAGUAUGCACUACCUAAAGCAAUGUCCAUUGCAAGAUUGUGCGUAAAUACCCUCUCUACGUUAUUAUCAGUACUACCAAGUGACUUGCGAUUGGAACUAUUCCAACCAGUGCUCAAAUCCCUUGUCAGAAUUUGUACAGCUUUUCCAUCACUUUUAGAAGAUAUCACAUCAUUGUUAUUACAAUUGGGUCGAAUAUGCGAAUCUCAAGCGUCACUUGGUCACUGUUGGAAUGACACAUACAUUUUGGGGGAAGGUGCCUACGUGCAAUCUGAUGUUCAAAGUGAUACUAAAGUGUUAGUUGCUGAGGUACUUUGCAGAGAUAUUAAAACAACAAUGUCUGAAAUAGUACAAAAGGCAUUGUUGAAUGAUAAGCUAUACUAG
Messenger RNA from Zerene cesonia (dogface butterfly), 3550 nucleotides. It is a transcript of the gene IntS2, whose product is annotated as integrator complex subunit 2. The coding region runs from base 179 to 3550 and encodes 1123 amino acids. Lineage: Eukaryota; Metazoa; Arthropoda; Insecta; Lepidoptera; Pieridae. The record is from RefSeq and is a predicted model, not a curated record. Gene Ontology annotation, cellular component: integrator complex. The transcript has 8 exons. Gene Ontology annotation, biological process: snRNA 3'-end processing.